This is a messenger RNA of Hemibagrus wyckioides, 1308 nucleotides long. RefSeq names its product Fc receptor-like protein 5. The transcript is spliced from 6 exons. NCBI's taxonomy places the organism in Eukaryota, Metazoa, Chordata, Actinopteri, Siluriformes, Bagridae. Gene Ontology annotation, molecular function: transmembrane signaling receptor activity. Gene Ontology annotation, biological process: cell surface receptor signaling pathway. The coding region runs from base 1 to 1308 and encodes 435 amino acids. The record is from RefSeq and is a predicted model, not a curated record.
AUGGAAGCAGCCACUCAGACCACCACUCCCCAGCCUUUUUCACAAGCCAAUAAGAUGGAUGAACUGAGGCUACAGCUUGCGACUAACAACAUUAUGAAGGAUAGCUGCAUUCUGCUAAUAACAGACUCAGCUAUCAAGCUAACAGGCUACACUGCACAGCGUCAUGAAAGGACAUCGGACUCCAAGAGUCCUAAAGCUGUGGUGACCAUAAAGCCUGACAAACAUGUGUUCAGAGGAGAGACUGUGACUCUCAGGUGUGAAAUACAGGGAGGAGGAGACACUGAGUGGACAUACAGCUGGUAUAAAAAUGAUUACGAACUCUACCGAGAACACAAAACACAGGAGUUCAGCCUCAGGUCAGUUAGAAAUGAAGACAGUGGUAACUACACCUGCAGAGGGAGGAGAAGCAGUGACACUCAGAGCUCAGAGAUCAGUGAUGCUGUUACUCUCACUAUAUCAGAUGUAGCAGAGGCAGUAGUGAGUGUGUCUCCAUCGAGCUGGCUGACUGAAGGAGAUUCAGUGACUCUAAGCUGUGAGGUUAAACACUCCUCUACAGGCUGGACAUUCAGCUGGUACACAGAUGUUCUCUACAGAGGCAGUCAGGGUUUCAUCAGGUACAAUAGAGAACUCCUCUCAGACAGCAGCAGAGGAUCUGGAGGCUCCUACACUCUCAGUCCUGUUACUCUGAAUCACACAGGAGUUUAUGUGUGCAGAGCAGAGAGAGGAGUCUUUCACACACCUUACAGCAAACUACAGCCACUGUGGAUCACUGGUGAAUCUCCUCCAGUAUCUCUGAUCAUCAGUCCAAGCAGAACUCAACACUUUACUGCUGACUCUCUCUCACUGAGCUGUGAGGACCACAGCAAGUCUACUGGAUGGACAGUGAUAGGAUACAGAUACAGAGAGGUAUUGGUCGAUUGUUCAUCAGUUUCAGGAGCUACAUGUAACAUCAGCUCCCUCUCUACAUCACACACUGGAGUUUACUGGUGUCAGUCUGAAUCUGGAGGACGCAGUAAUCCUGUCAACAUCACAGUGCACUUGUCUUCUUUCUCUUUCCUACAGAUGGUGCUGGCCAGUCCUGUCCAUCCUGUGACUGAGGGACAUCCUCUGAUUUUACGCUGUUUAUCUCACAACAAAAAGAUCCCAGACUCUGGUGUUGAUUUCUAUAAAGAUGAUUCCAUCCUCCAGUCCCAGACUACAGGAGAGAUGACCAUCAGUAGUGUCUCAAAGUCAGAUGAAGGUUUCUGCCACUGUAAACACCCAGAGAGAGGAGAGUCACUGAAAAGCUGGGUUUCAGUCAGAGUAUGA